Molecule: messenger RNA, 2434 nt
Organism: Misgurnus anguillicaudatus (oriental weatherfish)
Lineage: Eukaryota; Metazoa; Chordata; Actinopteri; Cypriniformes; Cobitidae
Source: RefSeq, a predicted model, not a curated record
CACGACGCUCUGUACAAAGAUGAACUGCACACAUUGAAAAAAGAUAGGGAUGUAUACUUUCGUCUAAGUUGAGGUAAGAGCAUAGUAAAAUAUUGAAAAACGAUAAUGUUUUCCUUUAAUAAUCAACACCCCAAAAUGAUGUACUGUAGCAUGUUUACCAACCUUUCCUUAAAUGACGGACAACUUCUAUUUUCUUUCAAUAGCUCGUGCAUUGGCUAAAUCCUAAUGGACUGUAAGAAUUUUUUUCUUUGAUGUUACAAGACACAUUGUCUGAUAUGACAUUAAUUACUAUUUUCUUUCUUCUCAGUGUACAUCAAUGCCUACUUUUCUGGAUCAAAUGAAGGAGAUUGUGCCAAGGGCACUGCCGAAUAUUCCAGAAUCUAUCCAAAACACUAUAAUUGAUAGAAUUGUAAAUACAGGCGGCUUUACAUCAACACAAGAACUCAGAUAUGUAAAGGAGGACGACUUUGCAGACUUACUGCCUCUUGUUAGACGACGACAACUUGUGGAAGUAUUCCAAAUAGAGAGUAAAGUGAUCACAGUAAAUCUUGAAAUCGUCCCAUCCUCCACCACUGAAGUCAGCAGCAACUGUCUAUCAAUCAUCAGUCUAUCUGGAAUUGACGACAGCCCAAGUGCCUCCCAGCCUGUAAGGAAAUCAUGGCCAGAGUCUUUUAAGGUGCCAUGGGACAUUAUGCCUGCGGAGAUUCGCACUGCCAUUUCAUCUUGUAAGAGACCCUCACCAGGUGCACGACGGCAGAUGGUCAGGAUAAUAGCUGAUGAGAUGAGGAAGUGUGAGCUGAAUCCAACAAGAGCGCAGUGCCUUGUAAUUUGCCGGAACAUUGUUCAUCAGUACCCAGAAAGUUUUGCCGAUCAGCGAGACAAUGGACAGCUUCUAGAUAGUGGAUACACAUCUUUGCUGAUUCAAGUGAAAAAUCGCAUCGAAAAUCUGAACCGUGCAAGCAGUUUUCAUCAGCACCGUUCAGCUAGCCAUGGACAAAAAAGAGGACCUACUGACAUAUAUGGAUGUACAAGAUUCCAACCCAGCCUCCCUGCAGAAGAGACUGAGGAAACAAUGGAGACCAAGCGUCAACAACUGGAAGGGAUCUACAGUCGUGAUGGCACAGCUGGUGCUGAGAGACCAGAGGUAAAGAAGCUAAUGGAUUCUACUUUCUACCUGCAGCGGUCCCACAUCAAUGUUGUACCUACACCAACCAUUGCAUCUUUAAAAACCAAGUGGCCAUACUUGUUCAGUCAGAAAGGACUGUACUCCCACUUUGAGCUUCUUACUGAUAUCCCUGUGCUGCGUAGCCUUGAACUUGCAAUGGAAGAGUGUGGCAAAGCGAUUGUGGAAAUGUUCAAGACUAAACCGACAAAUGCAAGGAUGAAGGAAGUUCUUCGCCAGCAUGAUGAUGACGUCGAGCUGUCCUAUCAGGUCAUACUUCUUCUUCUGUCUCACUUUUCCGAAGAUGUCUCAGGACUCAUUGUUCGUGCAGAUGGAUAUGCCACUGCAGCUGACCUUGAGAGUUCACUCUCUGUUCCUGCAACUCCUCGUCUGAUACUUCUUGGAGAAACGGGAAGCCGUUUCCAGCGCUGGAUGCUCAGCCUUGAAGGCCAAAUAGUUUGUGAAGGGAUCCAGUCCACAUUUGUGACAGGGCUGGCAUCUUUCUUUUCCUGUUUUUAUAUCUUUAACCUACAGUACCAAGAGGAGGCAGCCUGCACACUUGAAUUCAUCCAGAGACGCUUUGUGGGAAUAAAUCCAGAGAAAGGGACAAAGGCUGCAAAGGGGAAAAAAAGAAGAACCGUCAAUUCACACGUCGCCAGCCUCUUGCGCAAGCUCAUGGACUUCCAGUGGGAUUUCAUUUGAAAAUGACCCAAGACGUUGCAAAGGAUCCUCAUUGUGUGCUUUGUCAUUGUUUAGACAACUAACAAUUUCCGCUGUGUUUUUGUUUACUUGGUUUAUUUUUCUUUAUUGAUGAUGCGUUCCAUUAAGUGAUAAGUAUUGGUUUGAAUGUAUUUUUAUACAUGUUGAAUUUUAGUGGUUUAGAUAACACUAAGUGUUGAGGUUCAGCAUUUUGUUAUAAUGAACAAUGUAUUUGGGUUUUAAAAUGUAUUUGCUACUUUUAAAUUCAUGAACAUAAGAAAAUGAGUUUUGUUUGUGAUUAAUAUGUAACAUUUUAAUGUGACCAGGAGUCUGGUUUAAGUCUUUUUAGUUUAAUUUUAGCAGUUCAGGGAACAUUAAAUGUUGAGGUUUAGGCCCCUAUCUUGCAUCAAUACAUGUAAGUGUCUUUGCUAGUUUAAGACACGGUUGUUAUUUUACAUCCUGUGACCACAGAUAUCAGCAAUGAACCUGAUAGACAAUAAAUUUCUGUGAUUGGUCUGAUCCAUGUGUGUCUACAUGUGUAAGUAUUUACCUUCUUAGUGUUUGUAUGACAAU